This is a messenger RNA of Puntigrus tetrazona (Sumatra barb), 2270 nucleotides long. It is a transcript of the gene dipk2b, whose product is annotated as divergent protein kinase domain 2B. The record is from RefSeq and is a predicted model, not a curated record. Bases 46 to 1374 code for a protein of 442 amino acids. Lineage: Eukaryota; Metazoa; Chordata; Actinopteri; Cypriniformes; Cyprinidae. The transcript has 5 exons.
AGAUCUACUAAAGCUAACACUCAAGAAGUGCCACUCCAUUGUUUAAUGUGCUCAUGUAAAGUGUGGAGGGGUUUUGGGGGCUGCCACUAUGGUGCUGUGAUUCUGGAGUUUUUUACAGGGAUGGCAGGGAUAUGGUCAGAGGCCUGGACACUGUACCUCAUAUUAGCAUUUGGUUCUACGGACCCCUCACCAGCACCCCAAGAGGCGCUUGACUUCAGAAGAGUUUUCUUGGGUUUGGAUAAAUGCAACGCCUGCACUGGAACAUCCAUUUGCAAGAAGUUUUUCAAGGAUGAAAUAAGGUUUGAAAGAUGGCUGACUGCUCAGUCUAAUCUCUCCUCAGCAGAUGUGCGCUCAUAUGAGGGAAACUAUACAGACAGCACAGCGGGCUGGAGACCUGUGGUGCUGUCCUACGUGAUGUCUCCUCACCUGCACCAGAUAUCAGACAAUAGCAUUUGCGCCUCAGCAGGCAAAGGGAAAUCCUGCAGCAUUGAAGCUGUCCUCAGGGCCACUUCACGCUUCCAAAGUUGGGUCCGUUCCAACCUACUGCUUCCCAGCAUGGUGAAGGGUCUGGUCACCCCGAUGCUGCGCUGUCCAUCUCAGAGGCUGCUUGACCGCAUUGUGCGACGUUACUUUGAAGUGACCGAUGUGGGAAGUGUGCAGAUGAAGCACUUCAGUGAAAAGGACAAACUCAGACUUCUUUACACCCUGGCUGUAAAUCAACAACCUCUCAUACUGCAGAUGUUUCCAGGCACGGAGGGCUGGCCCUUCCUCCGCUACCACGGCUCCUGUGGAAGGAUGAUGGUCUGGGCAGGGAGCAAACCCCUCAGGAGCCUGUUUUCCUCUCCACUGGAGCGCCGCGCAGACAUUGCCUACCAGCUUCUUCACAUCACCCAGAGCCUGAGCUCUAACAGCCUCCAGUUCAGCCUCUUCUACACCAAAGUCUCAAAGGAUAUGUUUGGUGCCUUGGAUGAUGGCAGGGUCUUCAUUGUGGAUGCCAGUACCAUAGGGAUUAUUGAUCUGCAGGAAGGAUAUCCUCCUGAUGAAGACUUGAUACCAGAACAUCUCGAUGUCUUCUCCUGUCUCAGUGGAUCUUGCGAGAGAUCUCCUCCAUGUGAGACAGUUCGAGCCACACAGAGUUUUAACUUACUUUGCAAACAUGUCAUUAACAAUCUGCUUGUGCCUAAUGAUGUGCAGUCAGGUCACCUUCCCAAAGAAGCCGUCAGUGCACUUGUUAUCUGUGCAGACCAAUCGCAGUCUGACCAAAGAAUAAUCGCUGCCAUCCAAACCUUGAAAGGCAUUUUACAGACAUUAAGGCCAUGCAGCACUCUAUAUGGAUACAGGUAUCCUGAAUGCCUAUAUAGUGACAAGUUCUAGACCAACACUACACACCUUAAGGGAUAAUUCACCCAUGAUUCUUCAAAAUAUCUUUUGUGUUCCACAGAAGGUGGUCGUACAGGUUUGGAAUUAUAAGCAAGCAAAUGACAACAGUAAUUUUUAGGUGGAUAUCACUUUAAAGCGCAUUGCAUGGCAAUAUGGAAUAUAGCAGUUAAUUUUUCUGAUGGAAAAUAAUAUGGAAUUGACUGUGUAACCUUAUCAAAGCACAGCUGAAAAACAAACCUUGAGACAUGUAAAAUUAGAUACCUAUUCGAACUGCAAAAAUAUUAUAACUCACAGACGAGACAAGGAAUUUCAUCACAAAAGAAGAAUAUUUUAAUUACAAAGACAACUCUGAUUAGUAACCCAUAAACCAUAUCAAUCUUCAUGUUUCUGUACAAUGCUCGCUAAGCAGUUUUAUUCGUGUAUAGAAAAUGUAAAAAGAGAAAUGUUCAAAAUGACAUUACUCCAUAAAAUUUAAUGGCAGGAACUCUGAAAAAAAAUAACAGCAUUCCAUCAACAAAUAUUUUCAAGCAAUAAAUAUUUAUAAAUAGUGUAAAUUUACAACAAGAUUAGAAAUAACACAAAAAAAAUUAAAGUUUAUUCCUUUGUCUAUGUGCAACCCAUUUUUCUUUGUGACUUGGCUAUCCCCCCAACUUAACUUUUUCCUUAAGAAAAGACAAAAAUAUUUUUAAAAAGAAAAAAAAAAAAAAUUCACAUUACAAUUUCUUUUUUUUUGUUACCUAAAGAAAAUGUUGAACAAAAAAAGCCCAGCUACGGUAGUACUUAAAGACAAAGAAAAUCAUGUAUUAGCUCGUACAUGAAGUACAGAAGACAAAAGAAACGACAAAAAAGAGGAUUAAAGCAACAGUAAAAUAAAAAAGGAAGAGUCAGUA